Molecule: messenger RNA, 1998 nt
Organism: Coniosporium apollinis CBS 100218
Lineage: Eukaryota; Fungi; Ascomycota; Dothideomycetes
Exons: 5
Coding region: 1-1998 (665 amino acids)
Source: RefSeq, a predicted model, not a curated record
AUGUCUGCAGAAGCACCAAAGUCUACCAUCGCCGGGACGCCUGCCGUCUCUGAGCCAGUCACCCUUCAGCCUGCUGAGACCACAAUCGGCGGAUCCAGCACCUCGACUGCACCGGCAGUGGACGGAGCAACUUCCACCGAUGCCGCAAACGAUACCGGGGCAUUGCAGGGCGAGGCGGCUGCCACCGAGGCAACCAAGAACACUGUGGAGCCCAUCUACUCGGGUGCACUGAAGUAUAAAGCACCAGGUCUUGUCAACAGCUUCCUUGGCUCGAAGAAGUACUUCUGGCUCGGCGACGAGGCGGUCUCCGCACAGAACCUCAGCUCGUACCUCCGCGGCGAGAAGGCAGAGGUCGCACACCCGACUGCCGCAUGGUCAAGCCAGACUGGCAAGGGCCUCCUUUACUUUGCUAAGCAUCCCACUGACAAGGCAACCCCGGCUGGUGUUCUCAACUUGGCGGACGCGUCCGAUCUCAUAAAGGAAGGGUUUGAAAGCUUCUCCUUCAGGAUUCAUGGGCAGAAGCACACUUUCGAAACCAAGACGAUUAUCGAGCGUGAUGGCUGGCUCCUCGCCAUGGAGAAGACCAUGGAGGAGGCAAAGGCUUCCAAGGACGGCAUCCUGAGCAGUGAAGGAUACAAGGAGAGCGUCUCGCAGCUUGGCAAGCCGGCCGCGCUAGCGGGUGCGUCCCAUGCUGCCGCCAGCUCCACCCCGAGGAAGAGCAUCGACGCUCUGAAGCCUACCGACGGUCCCGCUCGCCGGGGAUCCGCCAGCAGCAGCUCGUCUUCGGACGUCAAUGGCACGAAGAAGUCUAAGAAGUCCAAGAGCAAGAGCCGCUCCGUCUCUCGUGGCAAGCGUGCUAGCAUCUUCGGUUCCUUGAUGGGCAAGAAGGAAGAGCACGAUGUGAAGAAGGCGGAGAAGCACGAGGACGCGCCUGCCAUGCCUGCUGUCGUGGAUACGACAAGGACAGAUGCGCCGGUCGUCGCAGGAACUACUGCACCUAUUGACGCCCACGCCAUUGCCGAACGUGUCCUGGAAGCUCCGGCAGUCACCAUUGAGCCUUCGGCGACUACCGCGACUGCUCCUGUAGCCACGACUACAACCGAGGGCAUCACCGAGGCCACCGAACCGAAAAGCACUACAACCGCUCCAAAGCCGACCAAGCGUGGAUCCGUCUUUGGGACAUUCUUUGAAAAGGUUCGCAGCCCGGUUCAUGAGAAGAAGGAGAGCGAGGUUGCUCCCACGGUUCCACCCAAGGAUACCGAAACAUCAGCCACCGCUCCCACUACGGAGACCAGCGAGCCUCUCACCUCGGCUGCUCCUCUCAGUGCCCCGACCGAGACCACGACUGCGACCUCGGCAGCGGCGACCACACCCCACAAGGAGAGGGAGAACUUCUUUGGGAAGUUCCUGGGCAAGAAGGAGGCCAAGUCGCCAGCCACCGAGGCUCCUCCUGCCAUGCCAACCACCGAGAAGGCUACAGAGACUCCGGCUGCUGCCCCAAUGGUCUCGCCUGCGGCCGAAGAGAGGAUCACCGACGUUCCCGCCAACGGCGCUGCCACCACUGUUCAUUCCACUGCCACGCCCGAGCCGAAGGACAAGCGCCGCACUUCCUUCUUUGGAAACCUUACCGGCAGCGUCAAGAAGGACAAGAAGCCAGAAAACCAUGUUGAGGGUGAGUUGCCUGUUGAGACUGAGCACAAGCAGUCGGGCGUCUCCAAGCUCGGUGGUCUUUUCCGCAACCCCAGCAAGGCUAUGAAGUCCAACAAAGAGACGAAGAAGGAUAUCACUCCUCCGUCGACGGUUGAGGAAGGCAGCGAGGCGCCUGUGCUCCCUGCCCCGACAUCAGAGACCGCUGCUCAUGUCGGCACUGAUGGUCCCCUCGGCACAGACGAGAUCACCCCAGCCGGCCAGACAUCCCUUGGCAAUGUUAGUGGAAAUGGCAUUCACAAUGGCCAGACGCCGCCCCAAAGCACUCCUGCAGUCCAUGCCACCGCAUAA